UUUGUCUUAUCUUGUAAGAGCCAGGAUUUUAAGUUAGAAUUAUAUUCUUAUAAUUAUUAUAUUGUAUACCAAUUUUUAUUACAGUAUGUUGAGAUUAUUAUUUUAAAAAUGCCUUCUCUUUUAACUAAAACCAUUUUACUCAGUUUUUGAUAUGAUCAUUAGGCAUUUUUUUUUGCCUCUUUCUGUAAAAUUGCUACUCCUCUUGCUUUCAGUUUAUAGACGGGAUCACUGAAAUACUUAAUUGUCUUUAAAAGUUUUAACUUGUAAUUAAAAAAAUCUUAUUCCCUGCUCUCUUCUGGAUUCUUCACUCCGAUUUGCUGUGAGCAGUGAUCUUCCAACCUGACAGCAGGUCGUCAGUGAUGGGCCUGAGAAGGUGGAGGAAGUCCAUUUGGGGAGAUGAGGAAAGCCUAGGAAGAAGUGGAGACAGUGCCCAUGGACCACUGCUUGCACGAGUUUUCUGGAAAGUCGAUAACGAGAAUUUCAUACGCCGAUGAGAGAGGUUAGGUAGAGAGGCAGUUCCCGGCGCAAUUUAACUCAACGACAAAUGAGCCAUCGUCAUAUUCAGGCCUGGUGCCGCGACCGACAAGGAUGCUGAGCUGAAGUUCCCGGCACGUUAACAACCCACGGGUUGGUCAGGGUGACGUGGGCAAGAUGACAGUCAGAAACACACAGGGACGGUACCAUGUGCCACUGCAGCGUGAACACGUAAGAGCAAGAAGGGACACGUGCGCCCUGCUUGGCUGCACAGGACAGGGCUUCGUGGAGGACUGGCAUUCGAGGAGGUCACUUACCGUGUCUUGCUGUACGUCAGGUCAAGGUCAUGUCUUCGCAAGGAGGCCUGAUGGGUACGCCACGGGGACAGAUGCCGUAGUGUGCGCGCGCCCGCCCAGUGUCCACGUGGGACGGGAUCUAGCGCAGAGGCGCACGGAGCGGGGACCGUCAGGGCCCCAUCCUUACCGCGAACGUCCCGUCCGGACAGCGGGCGCAGGCGGGGCCGUGAGGGACGCAGGCGCGGAGGACGCUGCCGGCCAGUACGUCUCCCCCUUCCACGAUAUCCCUCUGAAGGUGGACUCCACAGAGAAUUUGUUUAAUAUGGUUGUCGAAGUGCCUCGCUGGACAAAUGCGAAGAUGGAGAUUGCCACGGAGGAGCCGUUGAACCCCAUUAAACAGGAUUUGAAGGAUGGCAAGCCGCGCUUUGUGGCGAAUAUCUUUCCUCACAAGGGUUAUAUAUGGAAUUACGGCGCCCUCCCUCAGACUUGGGAAGAUCCCCAUCGGAAAGAGAAGAGCACGGACUGCUGUGGAGACAAUGAUCCUAUUGAUGUUUGUGAAAUAGGCUCAAAGGUUCUUUCUCGUGGAGAGGUUAUUCGUGUGAAGAUCCUUGGAAUUUUGGCUCUUAUUGAUCAGAGUGAAACAGAUUGGAAAUUAAUUGCUAUCAAUGUGAAUGAUCCUGAAGCCUCAAAGUUUCAUGGUACAAUUGACAUAAACGCUUUGAGGAUAAACACACCUGAUGCUUGCUGAAGCUGAGAUUUGCCUGUGGAACGAAGGGUGGGCCUCCUUCUGGAGCAGUUGGCCAGACUCGGUGCGCAGACUGCUGUGGACGUCUGUCAGAAUGGCUUACGCGCGCCGAGGGUCUUUGUUAACCGUCCAGGAGCUGGUCAAGUAGAUCUCGAUUAAGAGUUUGACUUAUAAUUAAAAACAGAAACUGAAAUAAAUUUAGCUUGAUUACUACAUAAAAGAGCUCUUCUAGAUUAUUCUAACUUUUAUUGUUGGUUUAGUUCAUCUUGACAAUAACUUAUGUAAUUAUCAAAAUAGAAACUUUCAUAUAAAAUUAAUUCCAAGACUGGGGAUAAAUGACUACUAGAGAGUUGCUGCUUUUCUUAAAUAAUGUAUAUUGUAAAAAAUACAUGUAAUGUAAAAAUUCUGGAAAUGGAUAAUAGUGAUGGUUGCACAACAUUAUGGAGGUACAAAUGCCAUUGAAUGAUAUACUUAAAAAUGAUAAAUUUUAUGUUAUGUGUAUUUUACCACAAUAAAAGAAAACUAAGAUAAAAAUA
Molecule: messenger RNA, 2051 nt
Organism: Equus caballus (horse)
Lineage: Eukaryota; Metazoa; Chordata; Mammalia; Perissodactyla; Equidae
Source: RefSeq, a predicted model, not a curated record